UCUUUCCAGUACAUUUAAGGCCCAGCCCGGGAGUGCCCUGGAGAAGUCGAGGCCGCACCACUGCCCAGCCAUGGGGGACACCUUCAUCCGCCACAUCGCCCUCCUGGGCUUCGAGAAGCGCUUCGUCCCCAGCCAGCACUACGUGUACAUGUUCUUGGUAAAGUGGCAGGACCUGUCCGAGAAGCUGGUCUACCGGCGGUUCACCGAGAUCUACGAGUUCCACAAAGCCUUAAAAGAAAUGUUUCCUAUCGAGGCAGGGGAAAUCAGCCCAGAGAACAGGAUCAUCCCGCACCUCCCAGCUCCCAGGUGGUUUGACGGGCAGCGGGCCGCCGAGAGCCGCCAGGGCACGCUCACCGAGUACUGCGGCGCGCUCAUGGCGCUGCCCGUGAAGAUCUCCCGCUGCCCCCACCUGCUCAACUUCUUCAAGGUGCGCCCCGACGACCUCAAGCUGCCCACGGACAGCCAGCUGAAAAAGCCGGAAACAUACCUGAUGCCCAAAGAUGGCAAGAGUAACGUGACAGACAUCACGGGCCCCAUCAUCCUGCAGACCUACCGUGCCAUCGCCGACUACGAGAAGAGCUCGGGCUCAGAGAUGUCCCUGGCUAUGGGCGAUGUGGUGGAUGUCGUGGAGAAGAAUGAGAACGGCUGGUGGUUCUGCCAAAGGAAGGCCACGCGCGGUUGGGUCCCGGCAUCCUUCUUGGAGCCCCUGGACAGUCCCGACGAGUCGGAGGACCCGGAGCCCAACUAUGCAGGCGAGCCCUAUGUCACCAUCAAAUCCUACACUGCCGUGGAGGAGGAUGAGGUGUCCCUGCCUGAAGGUGAAACUAUAGAGGUCAUUCAUAAGCUCCUGGAUGGCUGGUGGGUCAUCAGGAAAGAUGACGUCACAGGCUACUUCCCGUCCAUGUACUUGCAAAAGUCGGGGCAGGACCUGACCCAGGCCCAACACCAGAUCAAGGGCCGAGGGGCGCCGCCCCGCAGGUCGUCCAUCCGCAACGCGCACAGCAUCCACCAGCGGUCGCGGAAGCGACUCAGCCAGGACACCUAUCGCCGCAACAGCGUCCGUUUCUUGCAGCAGCGUCGCCGCCAGAUGCGGCCGGGGAAGCAGAGCCCUGGGAGCCCGCUGCUCGAGGAGUCGCAGACGCAGCGUACGAAGCCGCAGCCCGCCGUGCCCCCGCGGCCCAGCGCCGACCUCAUCCUGCACCGCUGCAGCGAGAGCACCAAGCGGAAGCUGGCGUCCUCCAUCUGAGGCAGGAGCGCCGCCCCCGGAGAGUGCCCCAACCCCUCCGCCAUCUCCUGGCCCUAUCCCUGUAUAUAUUUGUAUAUAGCCUGCUGUCUGGACGCCAAGGACAGCCCCGGGCCCCCGCCCCACAUGGCUACCCGCCACCCUCAGUAAACACUGCUUGUAGUGGACAGGGACUAUGCAGAAACGCAGUGCGGAUAGGACUCCGCCCUAGUGGUAUUUCUCGAAUAAGGACCAGGGUUGUGAGAGCUGCUGGGGGGGAAUUGCAAGAGCUGAGGUGCGAUUGCAUAAUGUCUUGGCCAAGAACACGUUUGCACAAGUCCAAGUGCAAGAGGAAAUCCAGGCCCUCCACUGACCGUUCGUCUGGACGGAAGCCGCCUGCCUGAACUCUGGCCUUACUGCAGAAGAGUCUUGAAGAUAGACGGGUUUAACAGGCCAGCCCUGUCUCAUGAUAGGAGAUGAGCUGCAGUCCAGGGUUAGGAAGGACAAAAAAGUUUGCAAUUUAGAUAUGGGGGUCCUCUGAUUAUUCACUGAGACCCUGCCCCACUUAAGAGGUUGUACCAGAAAGAAACAUUCACUGAUGAACAGAUCCUCACCACUUACCCUAGAGAUGCUGCCAGCCUGUGGCCUCAAAGUCUUUGCGGGUGGGUCUCUCCUAAACCACAAAGACAGUAGGGUACAAAGUGGAGCUGCAAACCUUGCAAAAGAUGCAGCUUGUCAUGAAGGCCAUGACGGGCCUGGAGAGCUGCUCCUCCUGCAUGGGAAAUGGCUGUGUGAAGAUGGAUAAGGCCGGUCCCCUUAGAGAUGUGCUUUUCAAGAGAGUAAUUUGACCAUCGAAGGAUUGAAAGAGGCCUUGAAACCACUGGAGCCCUUACCUACCUAGUUUUGCAUUUUUGCAGACCCUUGUUUUCUGGAAAAGUCCAGCAUCAAGGGUUAUCAUAAAAAGCUGUGGAGAAAUUAACCACCAAACCCAAUCCCUCUGUUUGUUCAGUUGCAAUUAUAACCUUUUUAUUAAAUACAUUAUAAAAUACUUA
Molecule: messenger RNA, 2274 nt
Organism: Galeopterus variegatus (Sunda flying lemur)
Lineage: Eukaryota; Metazoa; Chordata; Mammalia; Dermoptera; Cynocephalidae
Gene: NCF1
Product: neutrophil cytosolic factor 1
Exons: 11
Coding region: 71-1246 (391 amino acids)
Biological process (GO): respiratory burst; superoxide anion generation
Cellular component (GO): cytoplasm; NADPH oxidase complex
Molecular function (GO): protein binding; superoxide-generating NADPH oxidase activator activity; phosphatidylinositol binding
Source: RefSeq, a predicted model, not a curated record